GCACACACACCACGAGCCACCGCAUACCAUGGAUGUCAUGAAACUAGACAACGUUCAACCUCUCCCGCUGGAGUUCAACGGGUAUGUCGAGGGCACGUUGGAGUUGCUCCUGGGCGGCAAGGGCCUCUCGCAGAUCAAGCUUCUCAAGCACCUCCAGAACGUGUGCAUCGUGUACGCUUGCUUGGCGGUCAAGCGGAACGCCGGGAUCGUCUCCACGGAGGCUAAGUACAAGGCAGCGGCCAAGGGCUACAAGGACAUCGCUGUCCCAGGAUUCUUCAAGUGGCUCAAGGAAAACGGCAUAGUGAUCAAGCAGGCGUGGCUGACGUUCGAGGUCAUGGGCAGAACAAGUCUGAACGGAGGGCAGACAGGCCAUCACGGUGCGCUGCCUUGACAGAGUCGUG
Molecule: messenger RNA, 401 nt
Organism: Ectocarpus sp. CCAP 1310/34
Lineage: Eukaryota; Phaeophyceae; Ectocarpales; Ectocarpaceae
Source: the annotation of a GenBank genome assembly